This is a messenger RNA of Lemur catta (Ring-tailed lemur), 3164 nucleotides long. It is a transcript of the gene C3H1orf52, whose product is annotated as chromosome 3 C1orf52 homolog. Bases 42 to 590 code for a protein of 182 amino acids. The record is from RefSeq and is a predicted model, not a curated record. The transcript has 3 exons. NCBI's taxonomy places the organism in Eukaryota, Metazoa, Chordata, Mammalia, Primates, Lemuridae.
CCGACUUCCGGCGGAGUCCUAGGUCGUAGCGCGCAGCCGUCAUGGCAGCCGAGGAGAAGGACCCCUUGAGCUAUUUCGCGGCCUAUGGGAGCAGCAGCUCAGGCUCCUCAGGUGAGGAGGAUAACAUCGAGCCCGAAGAGACAAGUCGCAGAACCCCUGAUCCGGCGAAGUCGGCGGGCGGCUGUGGGAACAAGGCAGAGAAGCGGCUGCCGGGCCCCGACGAGCUGUUCAGCAGCGUGACUCGCCCAGCCUUUCUCUACAAUCCGCUCAACAAGCAGAUAGACUGGGAGAGGCACGUCGUCAAGGCUCCUGAGGAGCCUCCAAAGGAAUUCAAAAUAUGGAAGUCAAACUAUGUACCACCUCCUGAGACCUACAGUACUGAAAAGAAACCUCCGCCUCCAGAGCUGGAUAUGGCUAUAAAAUGGUCUAACAUAUAUGAGGACAAUGGUGAUGAUGCCCCACAGAAUGCUAAGAAAGCUAGGCUUCUACCGGAAGGGGAGGAGACAGUGGAAUCAGAUGAUGAAAAAGAUGAGCAUACUUCUAAAAAGCGCAAAGUAGAACCAGGAGAACCAGCAAAGAAGAAAAAGUAGAAAACAACAAAUGACUAGAAUUUCUGGACUGCUAAACCUAUUGAAAUAUUUCUUUGGGUGAAUUAAGUUGAUAUUCUGGAUUAUUAUCAUCCAACAUUUCCAUGAAAAUACAUAUGUUAUUGAAAUCUAAUAAGUAUUGCCUCAAGAACUGUCCACUGUAGAAUUCAUUUUUUAUUUAAAACUUGUAUGUAUUUAAAACUCAAAUGGUGACUUGUGAUUGUGAAAUUGACAACACUUGGAAACAUCUUGCUAUCACAGAAUUGGUAACAUGCUUUGAGAAUUUUGUCACAUGUUGACAUGCCAAUGUUCUAUGAACCUUUUAUAAAGGAAUAUAUUUUUAACGUAAAUAUAUUGUAAUGUACUGUGAACUUGUAGGGUGCUUUUCAACAGUGUUUGUACAGUGUAAAUAGAUCAUGGAAAUAAAAUUACUUAUUCAAUAUUACUAUUACUGUAUAAUAUUAACAUCUGAAUAUUUGGGACAAGUACCUUCUUUGCCAUGUGAUGUUUUAAAUUAUAAUAAGUAUUACCAUUUAAGGGGUACCUCCUAUGUUCCAGGUGCUUUGUGCAUAUGUUAUCUCUGAUCCUCAAAUAACCUAGUAAGGUAGGUAUUAGUAUCCUCAUUUUAUAAUAAAGAAUACUUGAGUAACUUGUCUAGUGUUAACACAGCUAGUGAGUGAUUAAUUUAGAAUUUAACUCAGGACACUUGAACUCUAAAAUCAUCACAUUAAACCACCCAUCUGUCAAUUAAAAAUUAGUCAUCUUUCAAGAGCUACAUCAAUUGUCAUCUCUUCCAGGUACUCUUCUAUUGUGUAAUAGUGGAGACCUUUUUCUUCUGAUUGUAUGACUGCACUUAUCAUAUAUGCCUAAUAUUAUUAUUCAUCGAUCAAUUUCCCUACUAAAUAUAAUAGUUUACUGAAGAUAAGGAUCUUCUGCAAAGGGUUGCCAGAUUUAGCAAAUAAAAAAAUGGGAUCCCAGUUAAAUUUGAAUUUCAGAUAAAUGAUGUUUAGUAUAUGUAAUAUUCAGGACAUAUUAAUCUGGCAACUCUACUUCUACAUAUAUUCUCUACUGAGGUCCUAUUUUAAUGCUUUACAUAUAGUAAUACUCAGCAAAAUGAACAAGAGGUUGUUGGGAAGAUGUAAUCUUCGAUUUAAGUUCUAUAGUCCAAAAUGCAGUGCAGUUAUUUGUAGCAUUUUGAGUGAUAAAAAGGAGAGGUUACACACUCCCUCAAUCUUUCCAUGAUUCUUAUGCCCUUAAGAGACGAGAGUUAAUUAUAUUGCACAUUCAGUGUAUAAAGAAGACAUUCUUUAAAAGUCUCCAGUCUGUUUUUUCCCCCAUUGUGAAAGACAAAAUAUGAAAAAUUAUAUAAAAUUUGUUUACUUAAGCACGGGUUGAGUAGAUUAAAAUUUGUAAAAGUUAUUAAAAGUGAUUGUGCCAGCCAUGGGGUUUUGGAGAAUGAGGAAGGUGCGUAAGAGAAUGAUGGCUUUCAGUAUAUCUCGAACUUAGAAAAACCAACUCUAUAGCUGCACAUCCUCUAGGUUUGCAACUAUAUGAAUUCCAAAAUUGAAGUAAUUGCUAAAGCAAGUUUUCUUUAAAUUGAAGUCUUUGUAUGUGAAGAAUUUGGAAAUGUACAGUGUCAUAUGCUAGGGAGUGGCGUCAACUGCUAAAGCAUAACCCCAGUGUGACACCAAACUAGACACAAAUGAAUUGAGUUAUAAUGGUGAGGUGGUGAUUCCCAGGCUCUGAAGAAAUCUAUAGUUUGGAUCCGUGUAUUGGUGGAGCACAUAUCUCAGAAGUUACUGCAGUACUACAAGGUUUUAAAAUUAGCACAAAAGCAAAGCUCAUACACAAAAGCCCAGCGUGCCACUCACUGUCUGAAAAUCUUUUAAAUCUCUUUUUACUUAUGGGUUCAACUCCCAACUUAGAUCAAUUAGUUUGUGGCAGAGAACAAAAGCUCACUAGUUCAUCCCUGGUGGUGCUUUGAGCCUCCUUUCUAGAAAAUAACAGAAGUGGGAAAGCAAAUAUCACUCUUUUAGAGCAAGGAUGUGUGUUUUAAUUUUUCAAACGGUGGCUACGCCUGUGGAAUUAUUAAGCAACUGCUGGGAGAUGUUCACCUAAUGCCAGUACAGGUCACAGCUAGUUUUUAUUUUAUGAAGGGGAAGAGAGGACUUAGGAAGGAGCAGGCUAAAUAUUUUGGAGCAGGCUAACUCAGUCAUUUGUAUCUCAUUGGGUUUCUUUUCAAAAAAUGGAAAGGGAAAUGAACUUGUUUAUGGAUUGCUUCACCUUCACAGAAAUAUUCCUGUUUGGAAAAUGGACUUUCAUACCACUGUACAUCUAUCACCACGUUGGAGAAUGGAUUUAUUUCCCCUUCAGAGAUGUCCUGGCAACAUGUUUGUACAAGUGUGUCUGUGUGAGUUCUGAGGUGAAGUGUGGUUCAGCUAGUGAAAACCCAAUGGGGAAGAGUUUUAUAAAAAUCCAUGUAGAUGAGAAAAAUUAUCCAAGUAUCCUUUUCAGAGAAUCAAAUCACUUGAUGUUUCUGUUGUUUCUUCAUCUUUAAAAUAAAGUUAAACUACAUCA